Molecule: messenger RNA, 3017 nt
Organism: Nilaparvata lugens (brown planthopper)
Lineage: Eukaryota; Metazoa; Arthropoda; Insecta; Hemiptera; Delphacidae
Exons: 2
Coding region: 241-1269 (342 amino acids)
Molecular function (GO): zinc ion binding; nucleic acid binding
Source: RefSeq, a predicted model, not a curated record
CUCUAUGGAGACAGCUAAGAUUAUGAUGUUGAUUAAAUAAACAAUCAUUCUUUGUCUGAGUUUGAAUGAGACGUUUUAUUCCUAUCUACUUAACUGGUGCCGAAACCAAAAUAUUAUCUAGUAUUUUUAAUUGAAGUUAAUAGGAAUUUUCGGAUAGAUUUUGAAAAUGCCAAGGAGGAAAAAGGAAAUUGCAUCAAAUAUUGAAAUUACCGGGAAAGAACCACCACUUAUGGACGUGAAAUGUCUCAUGAAUUUGAUCGGAUCAAUUCAGGAGUUCCAAGGAGAGGUAAAAGAACUCUAGAUGAAGAUGCCAUCCAUUCUCAAAUUAUUGACAGCAAUUUUGAUGAAUUAACAACUACAAACCUGCAUUCGUUUUUCUUGUCUAGAAUAAGUACAUCAAUUAUGGUUGAUUUGGGAGUAUCGUUCAGUUCAUCUUGGGAGGAUGUUAAAAAAGCCCUUAAAGAACGUUAUGCAGGUGCAAGGAAAUCAGUCUCUGCAAUGGCAAUGAGAGUGUUGGAAUUGAAUCGUGAUUUGGGAGAGUCAAUUGGUAGUUUUGCCAAUCGGUUAUCGCAAUUGGUUAAAGAAUUGAAAUCGAAAGUUUUAGAUUCGUGUAAUACUAAAGAGGAAGGGGUAUGGAGAAAUAAAAUCUAUGAAGAGUUAUCAAUGGAAGUUUUGUUAAGAGCAGCUUCGGAGCGAGUAUGUACGAGUGUGAAAAUUGCAAAACCUCAGUCUUUAGAAGAGACUAUUCAAAUUGUCAAAGAUGAGGAGUCUUAUUGGAAAGAAGCUAGUCAUAGACACUCAAAUUGGAGAGUGGUUGAGAAUAAGAGAAGAUAUUCACUUAAUAGUAGAACCUCUCCUGUUUAUGGUAACAGAUCGAACCAGAAAUGGAGAACUGAUGUAAAGGGAUUGGUUACUAAUGGGAAAGGAAAUAGAAAGGAAAGAGAAGGGAAAUUAGCACGAAACGAGUGUUGGGAGUGUAGAGAAGAAGGGCAUUUUGCCAGAGAAUGUCCUUACAUUUAUAGAAAGGAAGUUACCCCAAAAAAGAAUUUUGGAAGAAGAGAAGUCAAUGCUUUGAGGAGGAAGGAAAAUCGCAAAAAAAAUUUGGAAGGUAGUUCUGAUGGAGAGAGUUUAACUCACUCCUCAGAUAUUGAAAAUAGCUGUUACCGUUAUGAAAGUCAAUAUCGAGAGAAAAAUGAAAAAGACUGGCCUGAAUUGAAGGAAAAUAAAUCAUCCAAAUUAUCGACAAAGAAAGGUAGGAAUAAAGAUUGAGGAAAAGUGGAUUGCAAAAAAGGAGAGCUACCUAUAUUUUAUGUGAAGAGUUGGGAUGUUUAUUGCUUGUAUGAUACAGGAUCGGACAGUACAAUAAUUUCGGAAGAAGCAUUAAUAAAAAUUGAUCAUAGUUUGAAAAUAGUAUGGUGUUCUUGUGAAAUGUUAACUUUGACAGGAAGAAAAGCUUUAAAAGGGGAAGUAGAUUUAAAUCUGUUUGGAUUGAUUGGUUUUAAAAAAAUUAUGAGAGUUCAUGUAUCAACAGAAAUAAUGAACAACAAGUAUGAUGUGAUAAUUGGUUGUGAUAUGAUGAGAGAUCUUGGAGCUGCUCCUAUCAAUAUAAAUGGUCAAUGGAUAAUCAAGUUGGGGGAUAGAAAUUAUAAAUCGAAAAAUUCAAUUGCUAAAGAAAAACAUUUACUAAUGGGUUCCAUUGUGAGAGGAAAUUGUAAUGAACAAUUUAUAGACAAGGAACAAGAAAAAUUAGCAUUCUAUAUGCUGGAAAAGUAUAAGGACACUUUAUAUAAUGAAGGAGAGAGUCUGACAACAACAGGGAGAGUUCUGCACUCAAUUCAAUUAAAGUCAUCAAAACCAAUAUUUAUAAAAGCCAGAAGGUAUCCACAUGCAAUGAAAAAAAUCAUUAGAGAACACAUUAAGGAUAUGCUAGAACAGGGCAUUAUAAAAAAGUCUAUCUCUCCAUUUUGUAAUCCAUUAUGGGUUGUACCAAAAAAGUCUUCCCCUGGAGAACCGCCAAAACAUAGGGUGGUUGUAGAUUUCAGAGUUUUAAAUGAUCAAACAGAGUUGGAGAGAUAUCCCCUUCCAAGGCUAGAGGAUAUGAUUGACAGAAUGCAAUUCGGAGCUAAAGUUUUCAGCACUCUGGAUCUAAAGUCGGGAUACCAUCAAAUAAGAAUGAAUCCAAGGGACAUGGAGAAGACAGCAUUUAGCUUUGAGAGAGGACAUUAUGAAUUUACAAGGAUGCCUUUUGGAUUGAAAAACGCAGUACCAACGUUUCAAAGGCUGAUGGAUGAGUUUUUAGAAGACAUAAAUGAAGAAGCAAUACAAAUCUACAUGGAUGAUAUCAUUGUGUUCAGCAAGAAUCUCGAAGAUCAUAAAGCACAUCUCACACAGUUAUUUGAAAGAAUAAGGAAGUUUGGCCUUAAGCUGUCAAAGGAAAAAACUAACUUGUGUCAAUCUGAAGUGAAAUUCAUGGGUCAUGUGAUUUCGGAAAGUGGAGUUCGUCCUGACAGCCAGAAAAUUAGUGCAAUAAAAGACAUUCCCAUUCCAAAGAAUUUGAAAGAGAUAAAAACAUUUUUAGGCAUGGUCGGCUAUUAUAGAAAAUUCAUUCACAAAUUUGCACAGAUGACUGAUCCAUUAACAAACUUAUUAAAAAGAGGUGUGAAGUUCCACAUAUCAUCAGAUGUUAUCCAAGCAGUUGAAAAGUGUAAAGAAGCAAUUUGUUCAACGCCUAUACUUCAGUUUCCAGAUCUUCAACAACCCUUUACAUUAACAACAGAUGCUAGUGGGGAAGCAAUAGGAGGUGUACUAUCCCAAAAUGAGAAACCGGUUGCUUUUGCAAGCAGGAAACUUACUCCGGCCGAGAGGCGUUAUAGUACAAUUGAAAGGGAAUUUCUUGCUAUUGUAUGGUGUGUUGAGAAUUUUAGACCAUACCUUUACGGAAAUGAAUUUGUGCUAAGAACAGAUCACAUGCCACUUUUAUGGAUGAAUAAGCUGAAAGAAACAUCCGCCAGGAUAAC